CCAUGUUUCUUUCUCUCAUCGAUGUUUCUCUCCCUUCCUCUCCCUUCAUCUCUCUCUGAAAAUCAAUGAAAACAUUUUAACAAUAAAAAAAGGGGGAAUUUUUAGGUGUGUCACAAUUGAAACCACACACAAUAAAAUUAACAUAGAAGCAAUUAGAAAAUCAAUAAAAGAAGAAGAAAAUAUGCUAGCCAGGAUGGUUAGUGAAAUUACUGUGAUUUAUUACUGACUUUGGCCCUGAGACUACCUAAAGAUCUAGCAAUGAGUAGAUGAUUAAAUGCAUUAUGACACAGCACCAUGACAAAUUAUGUAGUCUUCCUCAGGGUGAAUUUAUAACAAUAAGGAAAAAUGUUUAUAAUACAGUAUUAAGAAGAGAGAGGAUUAAAAACUAUAAAAUUAUCUCAGCUAUGCUUACAAAGAAUUGAAGAAAACAUAUUAGUAGAUAAUUCACCAGAAUAUUGACUAUGGCUAAUGACCUGAAGUAAUUUUUUUUAUAUAUAUUUCUCUCUUUUUAAUCAGAUAAUUAUCAUGAACACAUAUGUAAAAGUCAUCUUUUUAGUUGACCCUGAGCUUCCUAACAAAAGGCAGAAGGGGUUAUUUGAGGAAAGAAUUAUCUCAGUUCUUUAAAAUAAACUUUCUUGAUCCAAAAGGAUAUUGAGUGACAUAGUAUACAAACUUGAUAACGUUCUUCUUUUUCAUUUAUUUAAAUUUUUUUUCCAUCAUCAUGUAUCCCCUUUAUGCCCUCUCCCACCUUUCCCCCACCCCACAUGGCAAGCAAAUGUAGAAGGAGGACUCCUUCUGACUGUGUCUCAUGACCAUCCCUCAAGAGGAACCCCAAACAGGACACUCACUAAGGGCAGCGGCAGUGAGGGCUUGCCGGGAAGGGGAACUUAGCUCUCAGUGUCGCUGCAUUGGAUUCCAACGUAUCUGGGAAAAUCGGGCUGCGUGCGGUUGCAUAUUAUUUCUGCACCACUCUCAUUGCUGUCAUUCUAGGAAUAUGUUCCCUGAGAACCUUGUCCAAGCCUGUUUUCAGCAGUAUAAGACCACACGGAAAGAAGUGAGUCCUCCCAGUGAGCCAGGGAUGAAUAUGACGGGAGCAUCUGUCACGGCCGUCAUGACAACUGCUGUGACUGUUGCCAAGAAUGAAACAAAGGAAUACAAAGUCGUAGGCAUGUACUCAGAUGGCAUCAAUGUCCUCGGCUUGAUUGUCUUUUGCCUUGUCUUUGGACUUGUCAUUGGAAAAAUGGGAGAAAAGGGACAGAUUCUGGUGGAUUUCUUCAAUGCUCUGACCGAUGCAACCAUGAAAAUCAUUCAGAUCAUUAUGUGCUACAUGCCCAUCGGCAUUUUAUUCCUGAUUGCCGGAAAGAUCAUAGAAGUUGAAGACUGGGACAUAUUCCGCAAGCUGGGCCUUUACAUGGUCACCGUCCUAACUGGGCUUGCAAUCCACUCCAUUGUAAUUCUCCCUCUGAUAUAUUUCAUCGUGGUAAGAAAGAACCCCUUCCGGUUUGCCAUGGGGAUGGCCCAGGCUCUCCUGACAGCUCUCAUGAUCUCUUCCAGUUCAGCAACCCUGCCUGUCACUUUCCGCUGUGCUGAAGAAAACAACCAGGUGGACAAAAGGAUCACUAGAUUUGUGUUACCCGUUGGUGCUACAAUCAACAUGGACGGGACUGCCCUCUACGAAGCAGUAGCAGCUGUGUUCAUUGCACAGUUGAAUGACAUGGACUUGAGCAUUGGGCAGAUAGUCACUAUCAGUGUCACAGCCACAGCUGCCAGCAUCGGAGCUGCGGGUGUACCCCAGGCCGGCCUGGUGACCAUGGUGAUCGUGCUGAGCGCUGUGGGCCUGCCCACUGAGGAUGUCACCCUGAUCAUCGCUGUCGACUGGUUCCUGGACCGGUUCAGGACCAUGGUGAAUGUCCUCGGUGACGCCUUUGGGACGGGCAUAGUGGAGAAGCUCUCUAAGAAGGAGCUGGAGCAGAUGACUGUUGCCUCUGACGUCAACUUCACGAACCCCUUUGCUGUGGAAACCACAACACUCGAUAAUGAAGACUCAGACGCCAAGAAGUCCUAUGUCAACGGAGGCUUUGCCAUAGACAGAUCUGACACCAUCUCGUUCACCCAGACCUCACAGUUCUAGAGGAAGGACAUCUCUUAGCAAAUUCAAACAUUAAGGAAAAGAAGAACACUAAUGGCCAAUUGUACAUUUGACCUGAUUCACAGACCUCCAGACUAUUUCUAUAUUUGGAUUCGGAGCUUUUGCUCUCUCUGUUCUGGGACUUGGGGUUGGGGUAAGAGGAAAGGAAAUUGAUGAAAAGGCAAGCUAUAUUAUCUGGAGUUUUAAAACUUUACAAGAGACAAAGUUUAGAAAUAUAUAACAUAGCAGUUGUUGGAAUUAGGUAACAGAUGUGAAAGCGCAAUUGCUUUCUCACGCACAGACCAGUGUUUUGGGUUUUUAAAAAACUAUUCUGUCAGUGAUUACAAAUUUUUUACUCAGGCUUUCUAUUGGCAUGGAUUUCCUUUGAUGUCUCACGUUUUUUAUAGAUGAUAAUGCAUCCAAACCAUCCCCCUUCCCUAGUUAAUGUGCCAAACUGUCCAUUUUGAACUCAUCUCCAGCCAAUUAAAAAAAAACACUGCUUUGAAAGAAAGCAGAUCAACACAGUUCUGCAAUAACAAUUUUAAGAUGAGUGUCAGGUUUGUGGGGAAGGGAAAUCAUUUUUUUCAAAGUACUGUACUGGGACACUGGUAACUAUUAACCCAGUGUUCAGGGUAGAACUAGAUAAUAUAUAUAUUAUUUUCAUAAAAAUUGCCAGACAGAGAUCAGAAUGGAACAGUCAAUGUGAAAUAAAGAGCUCUCCUAAUACUUGAA
This is a messenger RNA of Pipistrellus kuhlii (Kuhl's pipistrelle), 2860 nucleotides long. It is a transcript of the gene SLC1A1, whose product is annotated as solute carrier family 1 member 1. The record is from RefSeq and is a predicted model, not a curated record. Gene Ontology annotation, molecular function: L-glutamate transmembrane transporter activity; glutamate:sodium symporter activity; L-cysteine transmembrane transporter activity. Bases 809 to 2131 code for a protein of 440 amino acids. The transcript has 10 exons. Gene Ontology annotation, cellular component: plasma membrane. Gene Ontology annotation, biological process: L-glutamate transmembrane transport. NCBI's taxonomy places the organism in Eukaryota, Metazoa, Chordata, Mammalia, Chiroptera, Vespertilionidae.